This is a messenger RNA of Sipha flava (yellow sugarcane aphid), 1832 nucleotides long. RefSeq names its product 4-hydroxybutyrate coenzyme A transferase. Gene Ontology annotation, cellular component: mitochondrion. Gene Ontology annotation, biological process: acetate metabolic process. Gene Ontology annotation, molecular function: acetate CoA-transferase activity. Bases 277 to 1737 code for a protein of 486 amino acids. The transcript is spliced from 8 exons. The record is from RefSeq and is a predicted model, not a curated record. Lineage: Eukaryota; Metazoa; Arthropoda; Insecta; Hemiptera; Aphididae.
AGCUGUACGUCGUGUUAUUAUCAAGAGCCCCGUAACAAGCGACCCACUAACGGCGGCGGACGCGCGUCAUUCGCGUUACGUUGUGACACGACGCCCGAUCGGCGUAAACCGCUUAAUCCGUCUUAUCCGACCAUCGUCUUCGAGAACGCGCCGCCCGCCCGCACGCUCCGCUGCGACCCGACCGCCGUAGACGAUAUUCGAUUCGCGCCGCUGUACUUGCCGUUCGACCCCGCAGUCGCUUCUCUCGUCCGAGCGCUCCUCUCAGCUAUCCUCGUCAUGUCGUCGGCAAUGCGCAGGAUCCGUUUCACAGCGGCCGUAGCCCGGGGCCCAGCCAGAAUCUGGAACUCUAUUGCCGGCCGUAACGGGCCCAAGACCUAUUUCACGUACACGCCGCAAGUGUCCCAGGUGUUGGACCGCGAACCCAAAUGGGUGAACGCCGACGAAGCCGUCCAGUGCAUCAAAUCAGGUGAUACUGUUUUUGUGGGUGGUGCUGCUUCUACCCCAAUCGAGGUUAUACGUAGCAUGACUGAUCAUGGAAAACAAAAGCAAUUAAAAGAUAUACGUGUUUGUAGUAUUCAUACUGAAUUUGAAUCACCUUAUUCAGCCCCAGAGUGUGAAGGUAUUUUCAGACCAAUGGCUUUUUUUAUAAGUGCCAAUAUGAGGAAGAGCAUGAAUGAAGGUCGAGGUGAUGCUGUACCAAUAUUUUUACAUGAUAUUCCCUACUUAUUUGAGCGCAAAAUUAUACCAGUAGAUGUAGCAGUUAUCUCGGUAUCACCUCCCGAUAAUCACGGUUUUUGCAGUCUUGGCACGAGUGUAGAUUGCAUUCGAUCAGCUUUAAGUCAUUCAAAAAUAAUAAUUGCACAAGUUAACAAGUUUUUACCACGGACAUUUGGUGAAGCUAUCAUUCAUCAAUCUCAUAUUGAUUAUGCUGUCAGACUUGAUCGUGAAUUACCUGCCCAUGAACACAAAGAUCCAAAUCCCACUGAAUUAGCUAUUGGCAAACAUAUUGCUGAUAACCUUGUCGAAGAUGGUGCAACAUUGCAAAUGGGCAUUGGAGCCAUUCCAGAUGCAACCCUAAGUUGUCUUACUGGUCACAAGGAUUUGGGAAUACAUUCUGAAAUGUUCAGUCUUGGUGUUAUUGAUUUAGUAAAUUCUGGAGUAAUAACCAAUCACAAUAAGAAUUUAGAUAAAGGAUUAAUUGUGACAAGUUUCUUAAUGGGGAACAAGAAAUUGUAUGAUUUUGUGGAUAACAAUCCAUUAAUAAGCAUGAGACAAGUAUCAUAUACUAAUAAUGUUCAUAUCAUAUCCCAACAACCUAAAAUGACUGCAAUUAAUUCCUGUAUUGAAGUUGAUUUAACUGGACAAGUUGUAUCUGGUUCUAUUGGAUUUAGAUUAUACUCUGGAUAUGGAGGCCAAGUAGAUUUCAUUAGAGGUGCUGCUGAAGGUUAUGAUGGUAAAGGUAAACCGAUCAUUGCCCUUGGUUCGGUAAAUCCAAAAACUAAAGAUGAAAGAGGUUUGCCAAGUACUAAAAUUGUGCCCACAAUUAAAGAAGGUGCCACUGUUGUUACUACUAGUGCACACGUACAUUAUGUUGUCACUGAGUUUGGAGUUGCAUCUUUGUUUGGAAAAAGUUUAAGACAACGAGCACAUGCCUUAAUAAAUAUAGCUCACCCUGACCAUAGAGAAUAUUUAGAAAGAGCAGCAUUUGACCGUUUGAAAACUAUGCCCUGUGCAUAAUCUCAUGUACAUAGGUGUUCAAAAAUUUUGGAAUCAUAUGAAAAAUAUAUCCAAGCUUUUAAAAUGCUCUGUAUGUAUUAAAUGUAUUAAUAUUA